AUGAAGCUGCUCUUCAUCAAAGUGAACAAAGUUGUACUGAGGAAUGAAGAGCACAGGAGGAGGCCUCUGCUGUUUGACACUGAUGCUCGCUACAGGCCACACAUACAGCCAUCAGGGACCAGCGUGAGUCUUCAGCCUGAGCGUGAAUCAGUUACAAGAGAAAUGAAGAAAGCUCUGCAACACACCGACAGACCAUCAGAUGUUGGAAAGAUCAUGGAGUCACUGCAGGACAACAACACCCAACUAAAUAUCGCCAUCACAGGAGAGUCUGGCUCUGGUAAAUCCACCUUUGUUAACGCUCUCAGAGACCUGUCCGAUGGUGACGAGGGAGCUGCUCCUACUGGUGUUACAGAAACCACCUCAGAGGUCACAUCUUACCCCCAUCCAAACUAUCCCAAUGUUACUUUUUGGGAUCUCCCUGGAAUCGGCACCACCAAGUUUCCAGCUGAAGAGUACCUGGAGCUUGUUGGAUUUGAGAAGUUUGACUUCUUCAUCAUCAUCUCAGCCGUUCGCUUCAGAGAAAAUGACGUGAAACUCACUCAGGAGAUUCAGAGGAUGGAGAAGAAGUUCUACUUUGUUCGCUCAAAGAUUGACAACGAUGUACGAGCUGAAGAAAGAAGUCAGAGAGAGUUUAAGGUGGAGAAGACUCUUUCACAAAUCAGACAAGACUGCAUUCAAG
This is a messenger RNA of Pundamilia nyererei, 679 nucleotides long. RefSeq names its product interferon-inducible GTPase 1-like. The annotation marks the transcript as partial. Gene Ontology annotation, cellular component: membrane. NCBI's taxonomy places the organism in Eukaryota, Metazoa, Chordata, Actinopteri, Cichliformes, Cichlidae. The record is from RefSeq and is a predicted model, not a curated record. Gene Ontology annotation, molecular function: GTP binding. The transcript is spliced from 2 exons.